Molecule: messenger RNA, 1948 nt
Organism: Lodderomyces beijingensis
Lineage: Eukaryota; Fungi; Ascomycota; Pichiomycetes; Serinales; Debaryomycetaceae
Source: the annotation of a GenBank genome assembly
AUGGAGUCCAUGGAUAUCGAUGAUUACUCAAGAGUAUGUGCCAGCUGGGAAGUAAGGUGAAGGAAACGACAUGUAACAAGUUGGCCCAAAAAACGAAAAACGAAAAACGAAAAACGAAAAAAAAAGAGACAAGGAGAUUCUUCUUUUCCGAUUACGCUGUUGCUUUGAAGAUGCUUUGCUAAUUCAACUUAGUUGCUCGUUAAGCCAAUGGUGGAAUUCGAAGAAGGAACGCUAUGGAUCAGCUGCUCGAGGUGCUGGUUUGAUGUACGAUGACAGCUACCAAUUUUUUUUUUGAUUUUUGCUUUCCCACGGCAUGGACGUGGAAAAUGGAGUAGGGGGAAGGUGGGGUGGGAAAGGUGACUGAUGAGUGAUGAGACAUGAGACUCGGCUGCCAUUCUUUGUUGCUGUGUUGUUGCUUUGCUAACUUUCCGUUCAUUUUUUAUUUCCAUUUUUGCUUCUGCUCUGCUAAAUUUUUUUUAAAAAUUUGCCCUGCUUAACUGCUAUUAAUAUGGUGAAGUUUGCUUGAGUCUUGAUUUUGCUAACAUUGUUUGAUUUUUAGGACCGUUCUCGUUCUCCGGUGAGGGACAGAGCAGCUCGAGAUGAUGCUAGCGGAGGUAGUGCUUCUGCAGGUGCCUCUGGGUCUAGUGGCAGAGAAGGUUACGGUAGACGUGAUUACAACAGUUCUGGCUCAUCAUCUUCUGGAUACAGAGGAAGAGACGGAUAUGGAAAUCGUGGUGGCAGAGGCGGCGGACGCGAUUUCAGUUCAAGAGGUGGCGCCAACACCACCGCCGCCAACGCUAACGCCAACGCCAACGCCACUGGCGCCAGUGGUGAUGGCUCGGGUGCUUUCCGUUCCAAAUCGGAUAGAAACUACGACAAUUCCAUUUUUAUCGGUAAUAUCCCAUUUGACACCCAGGCGAGAGAUAUCGAGGCUAUAUUUGGCAGCGAGUUCCAAAUAGUCAGAGCCGAUAUUGUCACGAGAGCCGGCAGGUCUCGAGGCAUGGCCACGGUUGAGUUCAAGACCAAAGAAGACGUCACCAACGCCAUCAGCAAGUAUGACCGUCACGAGUAUCACGGAAGGCAGAUUUUCGUGAGACAGGAUUACCCUCCGCCGGAAAAGAAGGAGUUUGGUGGUGGUGGUGGUGGUCGUGGUGGUGGAAGAGACCGUGGUUACGGCAGUGGUGGCUAUGGUAGUGGCGGUGGCUACGGUAGUGGUGGUUAUGGUGGCGGUGGCUACGGCGGUAGUGGUUACGGCAGUGGUGGGUAUGGCGGAGGAUACGGCGGUGGCUACGGAGGUAACUACGGCGGCGGGUAUGGAGGAGGAGCAGGAGGAAGAGGCGAGUAUAGACCGCCUCCACCGCCAUCCACACCAGGCACGGAAGUGUUUGUGGGCAACUUGCCAUUUUCCGUCAACUGGCAGUCCUUGAAAGACUUGAUGAGAAAAGCCGGCAAUGUGGUUAGAGCUGAUGUUAGAUUAGACGACUACGGAAGAUCCCGAGGCUUUGGAACUGUUGUCUUUGAAACACCAGCUGAAGCAGAUGCCGCGGUAGAGAUGUUCCAGGGCCACGAGCUCGAAGGCAGAAGAAUCGACACUCGACACGGACGCACUUUGCAUCAACCCGAGGGCGGUGCCUCUUCCUCGUCCAUGGGCGGCCAAAAGAACUCCGAAUUCACCGAGGGUGUCACUGGUGGCAACGAAGAAACCAGCGACACCGUUUACAUUGAAAACUUGCCAUUCACCACCCAAAACGACGACUUGUUUGAUCUUUUCGAGACUGUUGGCAGAGUCACUCAAGCGGAAAUCCAGUUCCAGGCCGACGGCAGACCCAGCGGCAAUGCCGUGGUUCAGUUCGAGUUGCCUGAGUUGAGUGACAAGUGCAUCAAGGAAUUGAACAAUUACAACUAUGGUGGCAGAAACUUGAAAAUCAGCCACGCUAGAAAGCCGUGA